AUGAACAAAGACCAAAGUACCUUAUACGCGAAAGAAACUCUAAAGUUUCUUAUCGAAAAGGUGAAUCUUACGUAGAACUACCCAAACUUGAGUUCUUAUUUUUCUUCUCCCCAAACUGGAAAAUUCACCCAAAAGGACCGUGAAACAGUCAUAGAGUGGCUGAUGGAAAUAAACGAUCAUUUAGGUGGGUCUUCCACCACAAUUCAGCAUGGUAUAAGAUAUUUUGACUCUUUCCUAUCAGUUAAGCCCGUUUCUCAUGUGAGAAUUUUGCAACUUGUAGGAAUUGUGGCCCUCGGGGUGGCUUUGAAAUAUGAAUUUGGGCGGGAACUCAGCCCAAGACGAAUUUACGACUUGUGCAGUGGGAAUUUCCCAAUCGAAGCAAUCGUGACCACUGAGGUUUACAUGCUGAAUGCUCUGGGCUGGCAGCUUGAUGUGCCCACAGCCUCAGAAAUUUCAAGAUGUCUCCUCUCCUGGACUUGCGGGGCUUUUGAUUUCUCAACCCUUGCAAAGUACUCAGACUCGUAUGCAGCAAUUUGCUAUCUUGAUAGCACCUUAUUUUAUGAGCCGCCGCUUUUAAUUGCGAUGGCUUCAAUUUGCUGUGCGCUUGAUAAAUUCAAGUAUCAGGACUUCAAAAAAGAUUGGCUACAAAUGGUGGAACAGGACUAUCCUUACGAUGUAAAGGCUUUGGACUCGAUAUUAGAAAGAAUACAAAUAAAGAUUGUUGAUAUCUCGGCUAGUAAUGAAGAUCAAAGCACUAGGUCUGGCUCUCCUCUGUAA
This is a messenger RNA of Blepharisma stoltei, 777 nucleotides long. Lineage: Eukaryota; Ciliophora; Heterotrichea; Heterotrichida; Blepharismidae. The record is from the annotation of a GenBank genome assembly.